Molecule: messenger RNA, 2693 nt
Organism: Cyanistes caeruleus (blue tit)
Lineage: Eukaryota; Metazoa; Chordata; Aves; Passeriformes; Paridae
Source: RefSeq, a predicted model, not a curated record
GUGCCGUCCUUCGGGUUAAGUGUCACGGGCCGUGCUGGCCGAGUUCACAGUCCGCGGUAGCACCGUCUCCUCCGCCUGGCAUGGCCGGGCAGGCUGCAGGGUGGGAGCCGGCGAUGCGCUCCCGGUCCCUCCCAUCAGUAGAGAGCACUGUUCAGCCGCUGUUCGCCUUGGCUGGGGCCAUUUCUCUGGACACAAAGCCCGGGGAAGCUCCUGUUGUGCUCCUGAGAGCCGCGUCCUGCUGGUUCGUGUGGUUCAGAAGCCACCUCUGGGGUGAUAGGCAGCCGGCCGUAAGCAGACAGACCUUGCUUAGAUGCUGGGAGCCCCUUCCCGUCGCUGGCACUGCCUGAGCUGCACCGGCAGCUGCUGGAGAGGCAGCGCCCAGCCCACCUGCGGGGCUGUUUCCAUUCCGGUGCCUUCCCUGUGUGCUGGGGAGAGCUGUGCUACGUGGCAGGGCUCAGUGAGGUGUGUAGGGCUCCUGGAGCUGCUUGCUGUUGGCAGUCAAGUUUGCAAACCCUCGGUAGCCGAGCAAAGCCCUCAAGCCCCAGGAUACUAUCUCUGCUGUCCUUCUUAGGAGGAGUGUUCUCUCAUCCCUGGGGGUGAGCCGGGUCUGCCCAUUCUUGACGCUGAAUCUGGAAACCCCACAAGCUCUCCAUUCCCUCUCCUGAAGAACUACCACUGAACACAAUCUAGCAAGCAUCUCCUCACCAAAACACUUAUUUCUGCCUGGGACUGCCCCAGCAAAGCUGAGAGUGGCCCCUGGCCUGAGCCUGCACAGAGCAGGACCUCUGGGGGUCUGCAGGAGUGCCAUGACAACGGCAGCUAGUUCCUGUCACUCUCCUCUUCCUGCCACUCACUCACAUUUCACAGGGCUGUGACCCCCAUGGGCUCACAUCUCCCUGAGCCCUGCAGUGGGGCGGGCAGCAACCCGAACCAGGCGGCUGGGGUUUCAGCGUCUGGGCAGGGCAGCUGUGCUCCUGGGGUCACCUCCUCAUCUGUGCUGUGCCCUAGCAGAGCUGUCCCCAGGGCAGACAGACUCAGCUCUGCAAGCUGAGAGGAUGCAAGUGCUCUGGGCAAGCCGAGCUGCUCUCCCUGCCCAGCAGCUCUCUGUGCCUCUCCCUGCCAGCUCUUGUCCUGCUGUGCCAGAGGCUGUUGCCAUGACCCUCACCAAAGGCUCCUUCACCUACUCCAGCGGGGAGGAGUACCGCGGCGAGUGGAAAGAAGGUCGCAGGCACGGCAUCGGACAGCUGACAUUUGCUGAUGGCACUGCUUACGUGGGGCACUUUGAGAACGGGCUCUUCCACGGCUGCGGCGUGCUCACCUUCUCCGAUGGCUCCAGGUACGAGGGGGAGUUUGUGCAGGGCAAGUUCAAUGGCGUUGGAGUCUUCACCCGCUGUGACAACAUGACCUUUGAGGGCGAGUUCAAAGGCGGGCACGUGUACGGCUUCGGUCUCCUGACCUUCCCUGAUGGCUCCCACGGUGUGCCCCGCAACGAGGGCUUCUUUGAGAACAACAAGCUGCUGCGGCGGGAGAAGUGCACGGCCAUCAUCCAGAGGGCCCAGGGUGCCUCCAAGUCUGCCCACAGCCUGACAGCGUGAUGGUGCCCCACAUCCCCUUCCACCAGAGCAGGGACCCCCCUACUUGGGCACUGGCUGGCCCUGCUGGUCCUGGAGAAGGGAUGUGGCACUGCUGGGUGCCUCCCUGCCCUUCGUCGCCUCCAAGCCUCCUCCUGCCGAACCCCUACCGCUGGAGGGGGUGGGGCCCUUCACUCUCCACCCAAGUGCCCUGGGGCAGCCGAGGUGCCUUCUCUUUCUGGCUGUAGCCCUGGCACCUGCUGGAGCAGCAGAAGGACAGGGUGACAGGGGCUUGGCCCCUCUUCCCCCCAGGAAGACUGUGGACCACUACGGCUGCUAGCCAGCUGCAAAGGAUGGAGCACGGGGGUAGAGGCUGGUCCCUGUCCCCACUGCCAGGGUGCCUUGGCUGGAAGCUGCUGACUGAACCGCAUGCCCCCAGAGGGGCAGCUCCUGGCUCACUUUGCUGCCCUGGUCUGGAGGCAGGGUGGGCACCCUGGGCAUACCAUGGUCUGCACCCUCAGCUCUGGGGGACUGGCCAUUCCCCUGCAUGCCCAGGGUAUGGUGACAUAGUGUCCCCAAAGACCCCAGUCUGCUCUCAGGGCCAGUCUGUGGGCUGUGUUCCCCUCAUCCCUGUGCCAAUCCACCCAUCCACUCACUGCCUUUGGGACAGCAGCAGCAGCAUUCUCACCAAGAGGGAGUAGGGAAUGCUCAGCCUGGCACAUGUCUGCUGCAUGCUGGUGAAGGAUGGUAGCAAUGGUGAGCAAGGAGAAGGGUCAGCUGGAACCGAGAAUGAGGUACAUGAGCAGGUCUGCCUGGGGGUGCCAGGGCUGGAGCAGGAGGCCUGGGCAGGGUGAGAGGGGAUAGAGGUAUGGCAAAGGGGCAGGCAGGGGGCACACAGUUCCCCAUUUUGCCCCCUACAUGCGUCCUUCAUCUCCCCACUGCAUGCUCACCUUCACCCCUGGUGCACAGGGGUCCCAGCAGCCCUCAUUGCCCAGUGCAGGGCUGCAGGGGCCGUGCCCAUCCUGCCAGUCUCUGCCUACACCGGGUCCCGUGCCUUGCUGUGACCCUGCCUUGUGCUGCUGCCUGCACGGGCCUCAGCUGAGUAAACCAUGUUGCCAAACA